CAUUCGCAUUUAUCGGUAUUACUAGCGCCACCUUGAUUUUUUGAAGUGAAAACAAAUACACUGCACCAACUUAUCAUGUUUUAACCUCCGAUUAAUGCCCCGAUUCAACCUGAAUCUCCGGACAAACUUGUCGCAACUUGAAUUAUGGCGUCUAUGACGUUUGGUCAAAAAACCUUCACGCCAACGCCUCCGGACAAGGGCAGCUUUCCAUUAGAUCACGAAGGACUCUGCAAAAAGUUAAUGAUCAAGUACAUGACUUGUUUGCACACUCACGAUAACCAGAAUUCCGAGUGUCGCAAGGAAUCGCAAGACUAUCUGGCUUGCCGAAUGGAGAAUAAUUUGAUGGCCAAGGAAGAUUGGUCCAAAUUAGGCUUUUAAUAUGAUUAAUAUACUAAUUUGUUGCACUGGCAGUGUAGCUACAAUAAAACUGCCUAGCCUUGUUCAACAACUUUUAAAACUGAGAAAUUUAAGGUGCUAAUUAUUGCAACAGAACAUUCAACCAAAUUUUUUGAUAAAAAUGAUAUCCCAACUUCUGUUCAAAUCUACAAGGACAAGGAUGAAUGGACUGCAUGGAAUAAAAGGCUGAUCAAUUCUACAUAUUGAUCUAGGAAAAUGGGCUGAUAUUUUACUGAUUGCACCUUUAGAUGCCAAUACCUUAGCUAAAAUUGCAAAUGGAAUAUGUGAUAAUCUUCUUACUAGCACUGUAAGGGCUUGGGAUAUAUCAAAACCUCUUGUGUUUUGCCCCGCAAUGAACACCAAAAUGUAUAUUCAUCCAUUAACUAAGGAACAAAUUGAAAAAUUAUUAAGUUGGGGUUAUCAUUUAAUACCAGUGAUUGAGAAGACUUUGGUUUGUGGAGAUACUGGAGUAGGAGCAAUGGCAGAAGUUGAUACAAUUGUUUCCAGAGUCAGUGAUAUUGUAAAACGAAAUUAAGUAGUUAUUUGUAAAAUAAAUUUAAUAAACUGGGCAGUUUAUGUUUUUCCUUAAAUAAA
Molecule: messenger RNA, 990 nt
Organism: Dalotia coriaria
Lineage: Eukaryota; Metazoa; Arthropoda; Insecta; Coleoptera; Staphylinidae
Product: cytochrome c oxidase assembly protein COX19
Exons: 3
Coding region: 145-378 (77 amino acids)
Biological process (GO): mitochondrial respiratory chain complex IV assembly
Cellular component (GO): mitochondrial intermembrane space
Source: RefSeq, a predicted model, not a curated record